AUGUUUGGAAAUAAAUAUUUCCAGGAUUCUCCUCCGAGUACGGUACUGGACGACAAAUUAGGGGAAAAAACAUCCCGAACUGGAAAAUCGUCCGCGAGAGCGCCACAUGGAGAGGUUAGAAACGCACGCACGCCGCGAAUCCGGUUGUUCGCCGCGGCUGUAAAGGGAAGCUUAGAGCUCGAGAGCGCGAAGACCACUGUUAGAGCCAACGGCUGCGCCCGGGUGGAGCCCCCACUCUACCCGGAGGACGCAUGGCCGGUGGCGGCGCUCCCACGGCAGGAGCGGCGGGAUUCCUGCGGUGCAACCGGCCUACGGAGGAACUUUCCACGCUGGUACUGGUGGGUUUGGUGUGGAAUUAGAGCAACAGCAGGAAUAGAGUUCGUUGCGUUUCAAACUCGCUCUAUCCCUAACUAUGCAAUUCAAACAAAAUGUAAAAUAUGCUUGUGA
Phyllotreta striolata is the source of this 447-nucleotide messenger RNA. NCBI's taxonomy places the organism in Eukaryota, Metazoa, Arthropoda, Insecta, Coleoptera, Chrysomelidae. The record is from the annotation of a GenBank genome assembly.